CUCUACUGGUGACCUGGGACCCAAGAGUAUCCCUCAAGUGAAUGAAUUGUCAGUGGUCAAGAUGUGCUGUCAGUGGUUGCGCAAGCUCGCUACUAAAGAAGGCUGGCUUCAACCGCAUGCCCCAGAUAUUGGAAUAUUUUUCUGGGUUAUGUACGUUAUAGGCAUUGGCUCAUACAUCGGCACGUUUGCAAUGAACAUCAAAUCACUCGUCAACUACGCUUCCAGUGAUGAGUGGUGGUAUUUCUCCAUCCUGCUCACGGCGGUGGUGCUCCCCCAAGUGCCCAUCAACCUGUUCUCGUUCUGGUGGUAUCGCAAUGACAGCGGUGAAUCCUUCGUCUCCUGGACCAACACCGCAGGACACUGCCUUCUCUUAGCAGUGCCCAUUCGCAUGGGCGAAAUAGGAAAAAUAGCGUGCGGCACCCGCAGCAAAGAAAAAGGCGCCUCCUACUACCAUCGCUUUUUCCUGGCUCAGGCGGACCUGUCGUUUUUACGGCUGGUGGCAGUGUAUGCCGGCUCAGCCUCGCAGCUCGUCGUCAAGAUCUACAAGCUGUUGAGUAACUGGACUGGCGUGGAGAGCGCGCUCUUGGAGAUGGUGUUCGGUGCGCUGGUGUUGGUGUCGCUGGCGCUGAGCACCUUCUCGAUGGGCCAGCACUGCCGCAGUCACCGUCACGACAAGCAGGAGCUCUCCUAUGCCAGCACCGUUCUGCAGGUCCUCUACAGGAUCUGCUUCCUGGCCUCCAGAGUCUUCGCGCUGGCCUGUCUCUUCCACCUCGGCAUAACGUACGGCAUCUGCGUCUGCGUCGGCGCUUUCAUAGUGUGCAUCAUCUGGUUCCACUUCAUGGAGACGGAAUUCACGGAGAACUGGAAACAGGAACGCUUCUACCACGCUUUGAUGGCGUACCUGCACAUCUUUGGGAUGUUCAACGUCAAGGAUGACCCCGCGAGAUAUCGGUACGCCUUCUACUAUUCCGUAAGCUUUUUCGUGGAGGCCCUCGUGUAUGCGGCGUAUGCGCUGGGCACGGGGCGCACGUUCGUGUGUCUGUUCCCGGGACUGUUCCUGGUCGGCCUCCUGUGCCACGGCCUCGAGCACGAGUGCUUCCAUCCGGGUGGCCGGCUCUACAUGAAACGGGCGCCUGCGGAGUGGGAGAACGUCUGUGAGGAGUGCGCCGCAGAAGCAAGUGAUUCGGCGGCAAAAGAGAGAGUGGUUGCCGCCGAGGCGUUGUAGCGUUUGUGCUUUUCAACUGAGGUCUGAAUGGACUUCAGUCACACUGUUCUGCCGAAAGUCCUCGUUUUCCGAGCGCGUGGUUUUACUAUACGAUACCUACGAAUUACGAUAUUGUUACUAGUUUGAUGUUUUUGCGACAUGUUGGGAAGCGCAUUUCAUUCACUGGCCAUUUUAUCCGUAUGGAUGAGCGUAGGCUAUCGUGAUGUUUGCUGGCAUGCGUUGCAUAUUUUUGUAUUAUUCAUUGGACCUUACCGGACCGGCAUUCAGGUGCUAUCAAGUAUCAAUAUCUCUGAUGGAAGGCCUGGGAUUCGCGUUUGUCUUACUCAAAACCCGAGCUUAUGUGUCGUGCCACCCACCUUGCUUAGUGACAUCCAUUUGUAAGGAAUGGACUGAGGGAACUGUGCUUUCGUGAUCGGUGCUCUUCCAGCGACAGGCGAUCGCUUAGGUUGAUCGCUGCAUGCCUUUUCAUGAAGCUGAAGUGUUUCAUGAAAACCUGCCUCGGGCCCUGCUUGUUGUGUGUCUUUUCUUGCCUUGCAUCUAUGCCUUGCCACAUUUGUGCUGCUAUUGUAGCUAACGUGAUAGUGAUUUAAAGCUUCAAGGGCCAAAAAAUUGUUGUUCAUGAAGUGGCACGUAUCUUUGAUCUCUACUUGUAAUUAAAGCUCUUCGAGUGUCGCUUUGGAAUCGUGUGCUUUGUAAAUCACCAUCUUAAGAGUCAAAUAUUUUUAUAUGGCAUGUAGCAUUGCAUACACCAUGCCUACACAUGACGGAAAUGAUCGAACUGGCUGUUACCGACGACUUUUGGAACAUAAGUGUUCGCUGAAUCAUACCAAAUAUAUAUAUUGAUAUCUUA
Messenger RNA from Amphibalanus amphitrite, 2075 nucleotides. RefSeq lists its product as uncharacterized. Gene Ontology annotation, biological process: phosphatidylserine exposure on apoptotic cell surface; apoptotic process involved in development; engulfment of apoptotic cell. Gene Ontology annotation, cellular component: plasma membrane. The transcript has 2 exons. The record is from RefSeq and is a predicted model, not a curated record. NCBI's taxonomy places the organism in Eukaryota, Metazoa, Arthropoda, Thecostraca, Balanomorpha, Balanidae. The coding region runs from base 62 to 1225 and encodes 387 amino acids.